GGGGGCUCGGGCUGGGGGCGCGGCCUGCGCCGGCCGCCCCACCCUCCUUGCAUAAAAGCCGGAGCCCGCGGGGCCGGCGCUCUCAGCCCGUCGGUUCCCGAGCGCCUUCCCGGUGACCCCGCAGUGGGUGUGUGAGGGGAGGACGGACAGACCCACCAGACGCCGCCGGACCAGGAGGACGCUGACGAGGCACCAUGCGUGAGAUCGUGCACAUCCAGGCGGGCCAGUGCGGCAACCAGAUCGGCGCCAAGUUUUGGGAGGUCAUCAGUGACGAACAUGGGAUUGACCCCACUGGCAGUUACCAUGGAGACAGUGAUUUGCAGCUGGAGAGAAUCAAUGUUUACUACAAUGAAGCCACUGGUAACAAAUAUGUUCCGCGGGCCAUCCUUGUGGAUCUGGAGCCAGGCACGAUGGAUUCGGUUAGGUCUGGACCAUUCGGCCAGAUCUUCAGACCAGACAAUUUCGUGUUUGGCCAGAGCGGAGCUGGGAAUAACUGGGCCAAGGGCCACUACACAGAGGGAGCCGAGCUGGUCGACUCGGUCCUGGACGUGGUGAGGAAGGAGUCAGAGAGCUGUGACUGUCUCCAGGGCUUCCAGCUGACCCACUCUCUGGGGGGCGGCACCGGGUCCGGGAUGGGCACCCUGCUCAUCAGCAAGAUCCGGGAAGAGUACCCAGACCGCAUCAUGAACACCUUCAGCGUCAUGCCCUCACCCAAGGUGUCAGACACGGUGGUGGAGCCCUACAACGCCACCCUCUCUGUCCACCAGCUGGUGGAAAACACAGAUGAAACCUACUGCAUUGAUAACGAGGCGCUGUACGACAUCUGCUUCCGCACCCUGAAGCUGACCACCCCCACCUACGGGGACCUCAACCACCUGGUGUCGGCCACCAUGAGCGGGGUCACCACCUGCCUGCGCUUCCCGGGCCAGCUGAACGCAGACCUGCGCAAGCUGGCGGUGAACAUGGUGCCCUUCCCGCGCCUGCACUUCUUCAUGCCCGGCUUCGCGCCCCUCACCAGCCGGGGCAGCCAGCAGUACCGCGCGCUCACGGUGCCCGAGCUCACCCAGCAGAUGUUCGACUCCAAGAACAUGAUGGCCGCCUGCGACCCGCGCCACGGCCGCUACCUGACGGUGGCUGCCAUCUUCCGCGGCCGCAUGUCCAUGAAGGAGGUGGACGAGCAGAUGCUCAACGUGCAGAACAAGAACAGCAGCUACUUCGUGGAGUGGAUCCCCAACAACGUGAAGACGGCCGUGUGCGACAUCCCGCCCCGCGGCCUGAAGAUGUCGGCCACCUUCAUCGGCAACAGCACGGCCAUCCAGGAGCUGUUCAAGCGCAUCUCGGAGCAGUUCACGGCCAUGUUCCGGCGCAAGGCCUUCCUGCACUGGUACACGGGCGAGGGCAUGGACGAGAUGGAGUUCACCGAGGCCGAGAGCAACAUGAACGACCUGGUGUCCGAGUACCAGCAGUACCAGGACGCCACGGCCGACGAACAGGGGGAGUUCGAGGAGGAGGAGGGCGAGGACGAGGCGUAGGUGCCCCGCGCGGCGGGUUAGGGAAAGCGGAGGAGCAAAGCGAGGGGGUGGGGGGCUUCCCGGGACGAUACCCUGGCAGUGGAAGGAAAGAAGCAUGGUCUACUUUAGGUGUGCGCUGGGUCUCUGGUGCUCUUCACUGUUGCCUGUCACUUUUUUUCCCUUUUUUGUAAUAUUGAUGACAUCAAUGUAACAUUUGAGAUAUUUCUGAAUUACUGUUGUAAUGGCUAAAAUCACAUAAACGUUUGUGUCGGAA
Piliocolobus tephrosceles (Ugandan red Colobus) is the source of this 1785-nucleotide messenger RNA. RefSeq names its product tubulin beta-2B chain. Gene Ontology annotation, biological process: microtubule-based process. The coding region runs from base 195 to 1532 and encodes 445 amino acids. The record is from RefSeq and is a predicted model, not a curated record. Lineage: Eukaryota; Metazoa; Chordata; Mammalia; Primates; Cercopithecidae. Gene Ontology annotation, molecular function: GTPase activity; GTP binding; structural constituent of cytoskeleton. Gene Ontology annotation, cellular component: microtubule. The transcript is spliced from 4 exons.